AUGACGGGUGUUCGUGCUGGAGGAGAUGGCGGUAGUAGCGCGAUCAAGGGCGAAUGUCACGACCCUCCUCGCAGAACUAACAAUAGACUGCAAUCAGACGACGACGAACGACCGGGCUGCUUCUCCCGCCACGUCAAGCAACCCGCGCAGCUCCUCUACCAACGAUGCUUCGUCGAACUCGUCCUGCGUCAGAAGCCGCUGCCUCCCUCGAAAGAUGGCCGCAACGUGCCCUUGCGAGUGUCCCAUCCCGAGCUGCUGGUCGACGAGAGGAAGGGACAUGCGUACAUCUCGAACACCAUACGAUCCAGUCGCUACACUCCGUGGGAUUUCCUUCCCAAACAAUUCCUCUUCCAAGCCACUCGCCUACACAACUUCUACUUCAUCUGUAUCGGAGUACCGCAGGCCAUUCCGGGCUUCUCGACAACGGGAAACUACACCACCAUCCUCCCGCUGACGUUCUUCAUCUUACUUACCAUCGUCAAGGAAGCAUACGACGACUACAGGAGACAUCGUAUGGAUGAGGUGGAGAACAACCAGUUCGCGAGGGUCUUGAAAGUGAAAGACGAAGCAGAAGAAUCGCUGGUGGUCAAAAGACCAUUAAUUCGAGCUUUCUCGACGCUCUCCCGGUUGUCGAUUCUACCGUGGUCCAGUAAACAGGCAGACACUGAAGGGUGCGAGGAGAAAGAGCCGGAUGAGGACGAACAAUUUGCGUGGAAGAGGGUCAAAUGGCACAACAUCAAAGUGGGCGACGUGCUCAAGUUGAGACGAGAUGAGCCACUGCCUGCAGAUAUCGCAUUACUCCAUGCAAGCGGGGAGAAUGGUGUCGCUUUCAUUGAAACAAUGGCGUUGGACGGCGAGACCAGUCUCAAGAGCAAGCAAGCUCCGCCAGCGCUGCUUCAUUCAUGCCGAUCUGUUAGCGACAUCAGAACCUGCGCUGCCGAGUUCGUCUUGGAGGAUCCAAACAAAGACCUCUACGAGUUCCAGGGCAAAGUCAUAGUCGAGGGCAAGACGCUGCCCUUGACACUCAACGAGGUCGUCUUCCGUGGCAGCGUGCUGAGAAACACCGAUUCUGUCGUUGGGAUAGUAAUCAACACCGGAGAAGAGUGCAAGAUCCGCAUGAAUGCGAGUCAUAAACCCAGUGCUAAGAAGCCCCGUCUGGAGAAAUAUGCAAAUCAGGUUGUGCUCACUCUGAUCUUCUACGUGAUCAUCCUUUCUGUCGGGGUAUCGAUGGGCUACCUCCUCUGGCACAGCAACUUCGAGACGGGAGCAUGGUACCUGAACGAUGCUUAUGUCCCGUUCCAGCAGAUCAUUGUCGGUUUUCUGAUCAUGUUCAACAAUGUCAUUCCAUUGGCGCUAUACGUGAGCUUGGAAAUCGUCAAGAUAGGGCAGAUGCUCAUGGUACAAAGCGAUGUGGACAUGUACGAUGAAGAUUCGGACACGCCGACGAGAUGCAAUACAAAUACUAUCCUAGAGGACCUUGGUCAGGUUAGCUACGUGUUAAGCGACAAAACAGGCACCUUGACGGAGAAUGUCAUGCGGUUUCGCGGUAUGAGCCUAGGUGGCGUGGUUUGGAUGCACGGCGAGGAACCAGACCUACAAGUGCAGGACGAUGCGUCAAAGCCUAGGAUCUCUUCCGAUUAUCGACCAAAGGCAGCGGCCGACAAAGUAGACCUGGAUGAUGCCGGCUUCGUUGUUGAAGAAAGAGAGAUCGGAGCCUCGAUGCAGCGUGUAUCGAAACCUCGAUCGUCGCUAGCUCUUUCGAGACGAUCGAUGAGCCGGCCCAGGCUACCAGAGACACAGCGAACCACAAAAGAACUGCUCGAUCUCAUUCGCCGGGACGCCGAAUCUGUGACAGCGCGAAAAGCACGAGAAUUCUUGCUUGGCCUGGCUCUCUGCCAUACGGCUCUACCCGAAGCCAAAGAUGGCCAAGUCGAUUUUCAAGCUUCUUCGCCAGACGAGGUGGCUCUGGUGCGAGCUGCGCAGGAACUCGGAUAUCUGCUUAUUGGGCGCUCGUCUCAAAAGAUCGAGUUGCUUGUUCCCGCCGCGGACGGCAGUCAAAGGAAGGAAACGUACCAGAUUCUCGAGGUUAUUGAGUUCAGCAGCAAACGAAAGCGCAUGUCCAUCGUCGUACGCUGUCCAGAUGGUCGAAUUUGGCUCAUCUGCAAGGGCGCCGACAGUGCUAUCAUUCCACGCUUACGACAGUCCGAUCUUGCGGUGAGGAAGUCCACUGAAGUUCGACGCAGCAUGGACAUAGGUAGGCACUUGCAACGAAAGAGCGAAGCCAACGAACCAAGGAACAGCUUUGGAGCUAGACCGAGCUUGCACGCGCGUGGCCGAAGCUCAAUGGACAUUCGUAGAUCAUUCGGCAUUGGAAGGGCUACGCUUGAAGUUCCAAAGCGUAGCUACGAGGCUCGCAACAGCUUACACGAUGACCUCGCGCAUGUCGAGAACGCCGACGACGCUACUCUCUUCACGCGCUGCUUCAAACACAUUGAUGAUUUUGCCACUGAAGGUUUGCGAACGCUUCUGUUUGCGCACAAAUACCUCGAUGCUGAACAGUACAACGGCUGGAAGAAAAUCUACCAGGAGGCCACCACUGCACUGACUCACAGACAGGACCGCAUCGAGGCUGCGGGUGAGACGAUCGAACAAGGCUUCGAUUUGUCAGGAGCAUCCGCUAUUGAAGACAAGCUUCAAAAGGGCGUACCAGAGACUAUUGAUCGACUUCGACGAGCCAACAUCAAGAUUUGGAUGCUGACGGGCGACAAACGGGAAACAGCCAUCAACAUUGCGCACUCAGCACGGAUUUGCCAGCCGGCGUCUUUGGUCUACAUCUUGGACUCCACGAAAGGCGAUGUCCACGGACAGAUGAGCGAGAUUAUGCAUGAAGGUGGUGCCCAUAGAGUGGUUGUCAUCGAUGGUCACACGCUAUCUCUCGUAUCCGCCACGCCCGAUCUCCGACAUCUGUUCUUCACAUUGUUGAUGGCGGACAUCGACUCCGUCAUCGUCUGUCGUGCGUCGCCGGCUCAGAAAUCUGACAUUGUGAAGGCCAUUCGUGCAAGACUCCCAGGCUUGACAUUAGCCAUUGGAGACGGAGCCAACGACAUUGCCAUGAUUCAGGCAGCGCACGUCGGAAUCGGUAUCUCCGGCAAGGAGGGCCUCCAAGCUGCGCGAGUGGCGGACUACAGUAUCGCGCAGUUUCGCUACCUACAGCGCCUACUCCUCGUUCAUGGACGGUAUCAGUACGUCCGCACUGCAAAAUUCAUCCUCCUCACUUUCUGGAAGGAAAUGUUCUUCUACAUGAUGCAAGCUCUGUACCAACGCUACAAUGGCUAUACCGGUACCUCUCUAUACGAGUCCUGGUCCCUCACUGUGCUGAACACCCUCUUCACCUCACUUUGUGUUAUCAUCCCUGGAAUCUUCGAGCAAGAUCUCCGGCCCGCGACUCUUCUCGCCAUUCCAGAGCUAUAUGCCUACGGCCAGCGCAAUCAAGGCCUCAAUCUGAGAAUGUACAUUGUCUGGAUGGUGAACGCUACCGCUUGUGGCAUGGUUGUGUGGUUCAUCAUCUGGGCAUCUUAUGGUUAUUUCAACGUCAUGGGCGACAAUGGCCUCUUUGCUCUCGGAGACCUGGCUUUUUCAUUGGGUAUCGUCUGGACUAACUGGAAGAUCUUCAUCAUUGAGACGCACUACAAAACGCUUGUUGUCAUGCUUUCUUUCGCCAUUACUGUUGCUGGCUGGUGGGCUUGGAAUGGUUUCAUGAGUGCGAUCUACAUGAAUAAUCUGUCUCCAUAUGAUGUCAACGGCGGCUUCAGCGAUACUUUUGGCGCGGAGUGGAAUUGGUGGCUGACGUUUCUCGUCGGUUUCAGUGUCCUUGCGACUGCGGAGCUGGUCUACGGAGCCACGAAGAGGAAUCUGAUCGCUAGUGGGGCGUGGCCGCCGUGGAAGUAUUUGCCUUUCAAGGGCGUGCGGCACAGCGAGAGUAUGGCUGAGGAUAUGGAUUUGGAGCUUUGGCAGGAGAUGGAGAGGGAUCCUGCUGUCAGGGAGAAGCUGGAGAUGAUGGCCAGAGAUGAGGUUGGAGAGGAGGUUGGGGGCGGGGGAGAGGACUGUGAGAAGUAG
Messenger RNA from Lecanosticta acicola, 4116 nucleotides. The record is from the annotation of a GenBank genome assembly. Lineage: Eukaryota; Fungi; Ascomycota; Dothideomycetes; Mycosphaerellales; Mycosphaerellaceae.